GCUAGGUUCUUGCUGCUGCUUCCCUGUGGUGUCUGCCGUGAGAGCGGGACGGGGGGAAAAAACGCAGCCGGAACCUGACUCGCCCGGCGGAGGACCGGCGUCGUUUGCGGUUUCGCUAGCAAGAAGUGACCCGCCGCGCCUCUGUGUAUGCCGCUAACCGGGCUGAAAUCGCACGUGCAGAAUUAAUGCUGUGGCGUUUCCUGAUGCCUUAUCAUUUAGAAACGCUCUUCUCAUGUGAGGAUCAUCCAUAGUGCUUAAUUGUGCCGUGGAUCGAGGAUCUCUAAAGCAGCAUGCAUCCUCCAGUGCAGACUUUAUUAAUCAGGACCAAAGUUGUUUGCCACUUUUCUUUCCUACAAUGUGCUGCCGCAGUACACACACGAAGAAAACAUUGUAAUUGCCUUCUAAAGAGGGCAUCAUGUUCACUCGAGGAAUGAAGAGAAAGUGCUUUGAUCCAGAAGCCAUCGACGGGUCCUUGGCCGAUGUAAAGACUCAUCCGUCCUAUACCCUGGAACGUCAGUCCAUGUUGGACAUGUCGCUAGUGAAGCUUCAGCUGUGCCACAUGCUGGUAGAGCCAAACCUCUGCCGUUCAGUGCUCAUCGCCAACACGGUGAGGCAGAUACAAGAGGAGAUGACUCAAGACGGCAGCUGGCAGAUAUUUUACGCACAGCAAAUUGAUCCCCCGGCACCCUCGGAUCGUCUCGUUUCGACAGAAAUUCUGUGUCGCUCUUCCAAGGAUCAAGCCGAAGAGAAAUGCCCCGAGGAGGCCUAUAUUACAUACAGCGAGGAGCUGGACGUUCAAGAGACUCAGGAGAUUUCUGAGCUCUCGACGGUCCCUUCGGUUAAAGUGGCGCAGAACGCGGCGUCCGGCUUCUGGGAGGAGGAAAGUCCGCAGGAAAACCGAGCAAACCUUCAAAAAUCCAUAGACCAUAUAUUUGAAACCCUGGAAGGGAGAAACACCAAUUCCAUGGAAGACUUGUUUUCCGAGGUGGACACCUCUUAUUACGACCUUGAUACUGUGCUGACGGGGAUGAUGGGGAAUUCUAAGCUGGGCCACUGCGAUGUGCUUGAGAGCUUGUCCCAGUCCGCCGCGCCCACUCACUGCAAGGCAGAGCUCAACGAGAUUGAUCACGUUGUGGAGAUUCUUGUCGAAUCUUGAAGGUGAUCUUCCAUUAUGCAUGACGGCGUGUUUCUGGGUGAUUUCCAUCUUCAGUCGCACCUCUUCUGCCAGGUUAUUGCAGCCAAUGUACUUUCCACCAGGGGUUGGCACCUACCUAGGCUCCUCUGCCUGUCUAGGGAAUAUAUUUCCUGCCUAGGCAGGCUCGUCAUUCAGUCUACCUCUAUGGCGGCCAUAGUGGAAGUGGUUCUCGCUCCGAAUGCCCCUGGUGUACCAUCUUGACCAGUCUCUUACAUGACAUUGUGUUUGUCUCCAGCAUCCUGUAACUGUGGUGCUAAUAAAGGGAAUGUAUGAGAUUCGGGGGAGGGAAGAACAUGGCUGCUUUCUUCCAAAAAGGGCGCCAUGUGUGUCCACAGGCCGCGUCUGGUAUGUCGGCUUAGAGCUGCAUUACCAGAUACAAGCCACUGGACAAGAGGGGCGCUGUUUUUGUAGAGAAGCAGCUAUGUUUUGUCAUACAGACCCUUUUAAAAUGUAACGGUUAUGUGAAAUUAUCACAUAAAGCUGUAAACCAGUGGUGUCCAGCUCUUCAGCUAUUGGUAUAUUACAGCUCCUGGCACGCUGGGUGUUGUAGUUUCACAAUAGCUGAGGAGCCACAGGUUGGAGACCACUGCUUUGAACCAUGUCAUUAAAGGGGUUGUCUCACUUCAGAAAAUAGCUUUUAUCAUGUAGACAAAGUCAUUACAAGGUGCUUACUA
This is a messenger RNA of Bufo bufo (common toad), 1869 nucleotides long. RefSeq names its product cell division cycle associated 4 (gene CDCA4). The coding region runs from base 416 to 1156 and encodes 246 amino acids. Gene Ontology annotation, molecular function: transcription regulator activity. The transcript is spliced from 3 exons. Gene Ontology annotation, cellular component: nucleus. Lineage: Eukaryota; Metazoa; Chordata; Amphibia; Anura; Bufonidae. The record is from RefSeq and is a predicted model, not a curated record.